This is a messenger RNA of Sinocyclocheilus grahami, 2542 nucleotides long. Its product is annotated as single-stranded DNA-binding protein 3-like. The coding region runs from base 26 to 1012 and encodes 328 amino acids. The transcript has 14 exons. Gene Ontology annotation, biological process: positive regulation of transcription by RNA polymerase II. NCBI's taxonomy places the organism in Eukaryota, Metazoa, Chordata, Actinopteri, Cypriniformes, Cyprinidae. The record is from RefSeq and is a predicted model, not a curated record. Gene Ontology annotation, cellular component: nucleus.
UGCAGCAGCAGCCCCCAGCCCCGUAAUGGGCAACAUGCCCCCCAAUGACGGCAUGCCGAGCGGACCAAUGCCCCCUGGUUUCUUUCAGGGGCCUCCCGGCUCGCAGCCAUCACCACACGCACAGCCUCCCCCCCACAAUACUAGCAACCCCAUGAUGGGACCCCACGGCCAGCCUUUUAUGUCUCCACGGUACCCUGGUGGACCUCGGCCGUCUCUUCGCAUGCCAAAUCAGCCUCCGGUAGGGGUUCCAGGUUCACAACCACUCCUGCCAAACAGUUUGGACCCAACCAGACCACAAGGACAUCCUAACAUGGGUGGUCCAAUGAGAAUGAAUCCUCCCAGGGGGAUGGGUGGCAUGGGCCCUCAGAACUACGGAGGUAUGAGGCCUCCUCCAAACUCUCUAGGUGGUCCAGGCAUGCCCGGAAUGAACAUGGGUCCUGGAGGACGUGGCCCCUGGCCAAACCCGAGUGCUAACUCGAUAGCAUACUCCUCCUCAUCUCCAGGCAACUACGUGGGUCCUCCAGGAGGAGGUGGUCCACCAGGAACUCCCAUAAUGCCAAGCCCAGGAGACUCCACAAACUCCAGUGAAAAUAUCUACACAAUGAUGAACCCUAUUGGACCAGGAGGAAACAGACCCAGUUUCCCCAUGGGUCCUGGUCCAGAUGGCCCAAUGGGCGGCAUGGGUGGCAUGGAACCUCAUCAUAUCAACGGAUCAUUAGGCUCUGGUGACAUGGAUGGGUUGCCAAAGAACUCCCCCAACAACAUGGCAGGGAUGAACAACCCACCAGGCACACCACGGGAUGAUGGAGAAAUGGGAGGAAACUUCCUCAACCCAUUCCAAAGUGAAAGUCCUUCUGGGAUGCCCCACGAGCAGAUGACUCACAUGAAAGUGGCCCAUCCCAGCUUGUGCAAAAUGGCCACCGGCAACAGGAAACAGUCCCAGAGCCACAGGAAGAGCUUGUUGACUGAAUCUCCCUGCCUCCCGGACUUCCUCUCUGGUUCAGGACACUAACGGGGCUGAACACACACAGGAAGGCAGGUGUGUGUAUGUGUUUGAGCAGACACACGCAUCCCCGGGCUGCUCACUUUUUGAUCUUUAUGAACUCACUCCACUUUUUUGAUUCAUUUUUUAAAUCUUGAAUGGAUGCAGUCGUUUUUACAGUGGAAAAUAUCUGCACCUUUUUCCUCCAUUAAAUUGUGUAAAUGCAAGAGGAAGCUCAUUAUGAUGGGUUCGGCAAUGAACGUUUUCAUUAUUCUGUGUAUGUAUUGUAUUAUUAUCAAUUGUUGAUUUUAUUUUUAUUAAUAUUGUAUUGAUGGUUAUUGAUUAGGUUUGAAUCUUUUUUUGAAAGGGGCACAUUAUAUGUAAACCACGAAUUCGACAGGAAAAAGCACACAUCCAUAAUGCACAAUAACAGUGUCGUGACUUUUGCAAGAAGUCUACACUACGUUUUGUGUUUGCUGUGAAAUCUUACCUCCCGCAGAUUAAAAAGGUAGCCGUACCUUUUCUUCUACGUCUCUAAUAUAUACAGGAAAUGUAGUUUCAUUGUCCCUGUCAAGUGAACGUCUGAGGCCAAGAAGCGCAAGGCCCAAACCAGCAGCGACUUUAACCUCUCAGACCAGCCUGUGUGUCCGACAACGCGUUUUGGAGUCUUAUCUGUAGAGAGGAAGUGAAGUCAUAACAGAGCUGAAAACAUGCGGUCAAACAACUAACUAGCGCUGAACUUGACUCCAACACACAUGACAGAUAUCUGCUCACCGUGAUUCACAACUUAUUUAUUUGUUGUUUUUGUUCAAGAAUUGAUUUAUCGCGCACACGUCUCGCAUGCGACCCGUCAGGACAUAUUGUACACAUGUAAAUAUGCCAGUCUAAGAUACCUCCUGAAGAUUUGUAUCAUUCUGUCCCUAGCCAGAGACCCACAUGCUUUCCUUCUGCAUGAAUCUGAACAGGGUGUCUCUAGUCACAUGACAUUUCAGUACAAAUUAGGUUCCUGUUGACUUGGUGCUCAUCAUACUGGAUAUUUUUCAGGCGCGGGAAUAGAGCCUUCCUCCUCAAACACAUUUUGUGUUAAGUAUGUGUUCCAUAUUAUGUCUAAUCAUCUUCAAAAACAUGAGAUGUCAGUCACAUCCUGAGCUUAUGAGAUGAGGGGAUAAUAAUAGGACGUCCAGGGACUACUGAAUGAGGGAUAUAUGAACUAAAUGUGCUCACAGACUGUGUUUCAUAAUAUUGGCAUGCAUUUUUUUUUCGUUUUGUCUUUUGCAUUUGGUGUAUAUUCUGUCUGUCUUUUAAAGGGAUAGUCCACCCCAAAAUGAAAAUUCUGUCAUUAUUUACUUAUGUUCUUUUUUCUAACUAAAGACUUUCGAUUGCCAUUGACUUCCAUUGUAAUUUUUGUCUAUACAAUGAAAGUCGAAGGAAAGUGAAACUUUUUGGUUAUUCUUCAGAAUUUCUGUAUUGUUAUUCUGUAUCUUCAGUCUAUUUUGUUAAAGAAGAUAUUUUGAAGAAUGUUAGUAACUAAACUGUUUGGGUUCCCAUUGACUUCCAUUG